Messenger RNA from Colletotrichum navitas, 618 nucleotides. RefSeq lists its product as uncharacterized. The transcript is spliced from 4 exons. Lineage: Eukaryota; Fungi; Ascomycota; Sordariomycetes; Glomerellales; Glomerellaceae. The record is from RefSeq and is a predicted model, not a curated record. Bases 1 to 618 code for a protein of 205 amino acids.
AUGUUGUGGGCGUGGCAGCAGUGGCUCUCGCCGCGACCGCAGCAUCGCACCAGAAACAACUCUCAACCGUCCUUCCUCCAUCUUGGCAAUGCGGCACUGUACGAGCCCCUCUCAAAGCCUGACGGCCGUUGUCACGGAGCGAAUCUGAUUAUCUGGUAUGGCAGACACAUACAUCGCUUACAGGAUGAAUACUUCAAGAUCGAGCAAGGUGUACUUGGUGCAGUGAAGAACGGGGUAGAAUACGCCGUCACCAAGGAUAAUGGAAUCUUUCAUAUACCCGCCGGCACGCGCCACAAGUUCUGGUCUCAUAAAUCAGCCACGGAAGAUCUCGUCUUCUCCGUCUGGCUAGAUCCAUGCAAGGACACUGAUUACAUUCUUGACGUGAACUUCCUACGCAAUCUCUCUGGCUAUGUAGAUGAUUGUCUCAAGGCCGGCCUGAAGCCAUCCGUUCUACAGAUCAUCCUCUUCACUGAAAAUGCAUCCUCCCUCCUGUGCCCGCCGUUCCUGAAUUGGAUGCCUGUCUGGUUGCUCAUUUGGGUGCACCGCGGGCUUGCCUGGUUCGCAGAGAGUGUGUUGGGGUAUAAGAAGUCGUAUCCUGAGUACACCAGAACUUCGUGA